AUGGCUUCUGCGAUCGUAGUUGGUGCCACGGGUAUUCUCGGACGGGAAAUAGUCAAGCAGCUGUCCCAAAGCCCGCAGAAGUGGAAGACUGUUUAUGCACUCUCCCGCAGCAAAAAGGAUGACUACGCUCCCAACGUGGUACACAGCCACAUCGACCUCCUCAGCUCAGCGGACCAGAUGGCCAAAGACCUGAAGGGGUUUGAAGCCGAGUACAUCUUCUUUGCUGCAUACCUGCAGAAGGACACGGAGGAGGACAACUGGAAGGUGAACGGCGACAUGCUGGACAACUUCCUCUGCGCGCUCGAACUCAGCUCGGCCAUCAACAAGACCAAGCGCAUCCUGCUCGUGACCGGCUGCAAGCAGUACGGCGUGCACCUGGGCCAGCCCAAGAACCCGAUGCUAGAGACGGACCCCUGGCUCCGCGACAAUCCGCCGUUCCCGCCCAACUUCUACUACCGCCAGCAGGACAUCCUCCGGGACUUCUGCGAGAAGAAGGGCAUCGGCUGGACGGUCACCUACCCGAACGACGUCAUCGGCUUCGCCAAUGGCAACUUCAUGAACCUGGCGUCUGGCCUGGGCCUCUACGCGGCCGUGUGCAAGGAGCUCGGGCAGCAGGACCUGGCCUUCCCCGGAUCCGAGGUGUUCUACACCAAGUUCGAUAGCUUCACGUCCUCCACGCUGCACGCCCAGUUCUGUGAGUGGGCCGCGACGGAGCCCAAGGCGGCGAACCAAGCGUUCAAUGUGGUCAACGGCGACGUGCAGAGCUGGCAGGACAUGUGGCCGCGCCUGGCGAGGCGGUUCGGCAUGUGCGUGAAGAAGGAUCAGUUCGAGGGGCGGACGGGCCUGGAGAACAGGACGGAGCUGCUGGAGACGCCGCCGCUGAGUGUCAUGGCGGACGAGGUCGGGCUGCAGGGCCGGAUCCGGGGCAGUGUGCUGGAGCAGCGGGUGAGUUUGGCCAAGUGGAGCCAGCAAGAUGAAGUCAAGAAGGCGUGGGAGCGCCUGGCGGAGAGGGAGCAUCUGCAGAAGGAUGCGUUCGAGAAGGCGACGUGGGCGUUCGUGGAUUUCGUUUUGGGGCGGAGUUUCGAUCUGGUGAUCAGCAUGAGCAAGGCCAGAGAGGCAGGGUGGACCGGAUACCAAGACAGCUGGAAAUCGCUCUCGGACGUAUUUGGCGAACUGGAGGCGGCGAAUGUGCUGCCCAAGACACACUGA
Messenger RNA from Chaetomium strumarium, 1209 nucleotides. RefSeq lists its product as uncharacterized. The coding region runs from base 1 to 1209 and encodes 402 amino acids. Lineage: Eukaryota; Fungi; Ascomycota; Sordariomycetes; Sordariales; Chaetomiaceae. The record is from RefSeq and is a predicted model, not a curated record. The transcript has 3 exons.